Ziziphus jujuba (common jujube) is the source of this 2162-nucleotide messenger RNA. Its product is annotated as serine carboxypeptidase 24. The coding region runs from base 385 to 1803 and encodes 472 amino acids. Gene Ontology annotation, biological process: brassinosteroid mediated signaling pathway; proteolysis. The transcript has 9 exons. The record is from RefSeq and is a predicted model, not a curated record. Lineage: Eukaryota; Viridiplantae; Streptophyta; Magnoliopsida; Rosales; Rhamnaceae. Gene Ontology annotation, molecular function: serine-type carboxypeptidase activity.
ACUGUCCUAAUUGGAGACGGAGAGUCUUAUUGUGACUCAUUUAUUAUGGUGCUUUCUGGAUUGAUUUCUAUUCUCAUCAGGGUCUUCAAUUUUCUAGUAGGUCAAAUUUCUCUCUCUCUCUCUCUCUCGCGCUCGCUAAAUCUGGAGAGAGAGAAGGAGAAAGAGAGAGAAACUGUGAGGCAGGUCCACACAGAGAGCUAGAGGUAUAGCUGCCCCAACUUGCAUUUGUGUAGUAAUGCAGCAACAACAGAUUGGAAGCCCACUACUCUGCCUACUUAUAAAUCUAUAAUUGAGCCUCUCCUUCUUCAAAAUAUCUUUCUCUCUUCUCUGCACUCCCACAAUUCCUUUCCAGAGAAUUUAAAGCUUUAUCUUCUUUCUCUCACUAUGGAAAUGGAAAUGGGAUUAUUAUUCCCAGGGAAAGUUCUUGUAUUCUUCUUCUUCUUCUUUUCCCUUCUAUUUUUAUCUUUGACCGACAUCAUUGUUGCUACUCUGGGGCCGAAACAGAGAGAGAUAGAUCGAAUCUCUGUACUCCCUGGACAACCACCAGUGCCAUUCAACCAGUUUUCUGGGUAUGUUACAGUCAAUGAGCAAGAUGGUCGAGCUCUCUUCUACUGGCUGACUGAAGCCACUACAUUUCCUGAGAAAAAGCCUCUUGUUCUUUGGCUUAAUGGAGGACCAGGAUGUUCCUCAGUUGCAUAUGGAGCAUCAGAGGAAAUUGGACCAUUUCGGAUCAAUAGGACUGGUCAAUCUCUCUAUCGUAACAAGUACUCCUGGAAUACAGAAGCAAAUAUUCUAUUUCUUGAAUCUCCUGCUGGAGUGGGUUUCUCAUAUACUAAUACAAGUUCCAACCUUAAAGAUUCCGGAGACAAAAGGACAGCUCAGGAUGCUCUGGUUUUUCUCCUUCGUUGGAUGUCACGGUUUCCAGAAUAUAAGUACAGAGAAUUCUACAUUGCUGGGGAAAGUUAUGCAGGACAUUAUGUACCACAAUUAGCAAAGAGAAUCGUGGAUUACAAUAAAGCAAAUUCUCAUCCCAUCCUCAAUCUUAAAGGAUUUAUAGUGGGCAAUGCUGUGACAGAUAAUUACUAUGAUAGCAUUGGAACUGUGACAUUUUGGUGGACACAUUCCAUGAUAUCCGAUCAGACGUACCAGUCAAUCCUCAAACACUGCAAUUUCAGUGCAGAGGAAGCCUCUAAACACUGUGACAACGCAGUGAGCUAUGCAAUGAACCAUGAAUUUGGAGAUAUAGACCAGUACAGCAUUUACACUCCAUCUUGCAUGGCAUUGCCUAACAAAACAAUGCAAAUCAUGAGGCUCAAAAAUACUCUUCUGCGUCGAAGGGUUACUGGGUAUGAUCCAUGCACCGAGAAUUAUGCAGAGAAAUAUUACAACAGACCAGAUGUUCAGAAGGCCUUGCAUGCAAACACUACAGGGAUUCCUUACAAAUGGACUGCUUGCAGUGAUGUUCUUCUUAAGUAUUGGACGGAUUCUGAAAACUCCAUCUUACCAACUUACAAGAACCUGAUUGAAGCUGGUUUAAGAAUCUGGGUUUUCAGUGGGGACACCGAUUCAGUUGUUCCGGUGACAGCCACAAGAUUCUCCCUCAGCCAUCUCAACCUUAAAAUCAAAACCAGGUGGUAUCCAUGGUACUCAGGGAGGCAGGUAGGAGGAUGGACAGAGGUUUAUGAUGGCCUAACUUUUGCAACCGUUAGAGGAGCAGGCCAUGAAGUUCCACUCUUUCAGCCCAAGAGAGCUUUCAUCCUUUUCAGGUCAUUUUUGGCAGGAAAAGAAUUGCCAAAAUCUUGACAUUGUAAUCAAGAAACAUAGAUAUUUGAUCACAUAGAUAUUUGAUCCAAGAGUAAUUGAUCCGUCAGAGCAAAAUCCGUAUUUAACGAUGAAGAGACUAGAUUAGGAACCAUUCAUUGAAAUUAGUUUUGAUAUUAUCAUGAAGCAAGUAGAUUGGGGUCAAUUUGGGAAAUCUUCAGACAGAUUAUGAAUUAAAUUUGUUAUUUCACUUGGAAAUUCUUCAACGCAAGUACAAUAAGAUCCAAGAAUUUUCUUGGAUAGCAUAACAUAGAGUACCUGCGUCUUUUAAUGUGUAUAGUUCUUAAGUCCAAGGAUUAUUAAAUUCCUGAUUAACUAUUUCAACAAAUGCAUUUUCAUUU